AGUUAUUUCAAGUCAUAAGAGCUGUGAACUUUUACUGAGUAAAAGAAACCAUAAUUGCAACGAAAAUGUCACAAGCAGAUAUGAAAAUCGAAGAACUCACUAACGAAGCACAACGUGGUGAACUUUUGGAGGGUCCACAUUGGGAUGUUGAAAGACAAAGUUUAUAUUAUGUUGAUAUUGUGGCUCCAGCCAUCUUUCGUUAUGAUUACAAGAAUGGAGAAAUUUAUCGAGCGACAAUUAAAGAUAAUAACGCUGCUAUUGGAUUCUUCAUUCCCGUUGAGGGAACAACCGAUGAAUUCGUCAUUGGUGCUAAUCGUGAAGUUCUUUUGAUCAAAUGGGAUGGAAAGUCAAGCCAAGCUUCAAUUUCGAAAGUUCUUGUUGAAGUUGAUAAAGCUUUCAGUGGCAAUCGUUGCAAUGAUGGGAAAGUUGAUCCAUCAGGAGUUUUGUUCUUUGGCACAAUGGGCGAUGAAUCAAAGUAUGAUUUGUCAAAAACACGAGUUGGAAGUUUCUAUCGUUUUAAAGACUCCACAACUGGAGCUUUUGAACUGAAGAACGAGAUUGGAAUCAGUAAUGGUUUAACUUGGGAUGAAACUAAUAAAAAGUUCUUCUACAUUGAUUCAGUCACUCGUGAUGUGAAGGUUUAUGAUUACAAUCAAACAACAAGUGAAAUAUCAAAUGAAUCAAUUUUAAUUGACUUCAGUAAAAGUCAUAGUGGAAGUUCCUUUGCACCUGAUGGCAUGACAAUUGAUGAAAAUGGAAUCAUUUAUGUUGCGACAUGGAAUGGAUCUCGGAUUAUUGUCAUCAACCCAAUUACAAAGAAAAUUAUUCAAGAAAUUCCCAUGCCAACAGCUCAAGUGACUUCAUUGGCAUUUGGUGGUCCAAACUUUGACAUUUUAUUCGUAACAACAGCUGGAAAACCAAAACCAAAACUUCCACCAGCUGGUGGACUUUUCAAAAUCACCGGACUUGGUGUCAAAGGAUUACCAAUGAAAAGUUUUAAACAUUAUUAAUUACAUAUUUAAUUAAAUCUUUUUAUUUCACGUUUUGAGAGAAAAAGAAAAAUGCAUUUUAAACGGGAAUAAAAUGAAUGCAAAUUUAAACAGUUGAAAA
Molecule: messenger RNA, 1110 nt
Organism: Clunio marinus
Lineage: Eukaryota; Metazoa; Arthropoda; Insecta; Diptera; Chironomidae
Source: the annotation of a GenBank genome assembly